GCGUCUUCGAAGUUGCUCCUGGGGACGGGGCGGGGUCCGGAGCAGUGGUGAUGGCUUCUCAGCAAGGGGUGCCCACCUCGCCCCUGCGGGUUCUGGAAGAAGCGUUGGGCAUGGGUUUGACGGCUGCCGAGGAAACCGCAGACGCGGUGGCCGCCGAGGGCGCCUACUACCUGGAGCAAGUCACCAUAACUGAAGCAUCUGAAGAUGAUUAUGAAUAUGAAGAGAUAGCAGAUGACAAUUUUAGCAUUCCAGAAGGUGAAGAAGAUCUGGCAAAAGCAAUUCAAAUUGUUCAAGAACAGGCUACAGAUACUCAAAUUUUGGAGGAGAAAACAGUCCUUCCUUCAAAGAACUUAGCUCCUGAAGUAAUAGAAGACUUUCUCUGCAAUUUCCUGAUCAAAAUGGGAAUGACCAGAACUCUUGAUUGCUUUCAAUCUGAAUGGUAUGAGUUAAUACAGAAGGGAGUAACUGAACUUAGAGAUUUCGGGAAUGUUCCAGAUGUCUACACCCAGAAUAUGCUUUUAGAAAGUGAGAUCAAAAAUUUGAAGAAAGACUUGAAACACUACAAACAGGCAGCUGACAAAGCUAGAGAAGAUCUGCUGAAAACUCAGAAAGAACGUGAUUUUCAUCGAAUGCAUCACAAGCGAAUAGUCCAAGAGAAAAACAAAUUAAUCAAUGAUCUCAAAGGGUUGAAGUUACAUUAUGCAUCUUAUGAACCAACAAUAAGGGUGUUACAUGAGAAGCACCACACUUUACUAAAGCAGAAGAUGCUGACCUCCUUACAAAGAGACAAAGCAGUCGAGCAGGUCUGUUGGCUGAGAGGGUCUAGAAGCGAUUGUACUCCAGUAACAGCGGGUAUAUCCCGUGCUCAGAUUUCUAGACAUUCAGCAACUGCAAGGCAUAUGGAACCACAGCAAAGUUACCAUUCUCCUGAAAUUAGAGUUGUUCCAGGUUGUGAAAAGGAAAACACACCAGAAGGUCCUGCUCAGAAAGGUCUUCAUGAAGCCAAGGAACAAAACAAAUGUAAAACAAAGAUAAAAAAUAAUACAAAGGCCUCCUUCAACAGAAAUCAAGAGGGAGCCUCUGAGGUCAGUGCAAGAUCAACCCUCUGUCCAACUCCACGCCUCCAUCAACAGGAGUUGAGAGGGAACUUCCAAACUUGGAAUAAGACCAAACCUUUGCAGGACACCAUUGGCGGGAGACAGCAGAGCACCCGAACACUAAGAAUAAGGCCACCCAUCUACAAAGCAUCAUGCCUCUCUCAGCAGGAGCCAAAUGAGAGAUUCUGAGUUAACACAUGUUCCUGGCCUGUCUUCCCCCAAUCCUCUCUUUCUUCAGCAUCCAUACUUUUACCUAUGUUCUUUUGACUCUUCAUAAGGAGCCCAGGACUUUCAUUUAUUCCAGAACUAUAAUCUUCCCUAAGGCUCCUUAUGUCACUUUUUCUGACAAGUCUCUCCUUACCCUUUUCUGGCUCCUGAAACUUUUUUCUGUACACUCUGGAAUGCAAGAUCAUUGAUCAGCAAAAUCCUUUAUAUUUUCAGCUUCUGUGAAUGUUCUCUUCACCUCUGUGCUAAUGGAAAUCUAGCUUUUCCCUCUAGUUCCUCCUGCAGCCGAUGUAUUUCUGGUAAAUGUUUAACACUAAGCUCUUUGGCAGUGGGGGAAGCCGUAAUUUGUCAUGUUUUCCAGUUUAUGUGCUAUAAAUAUAUCAGGGCUAUUCAAAUUACCUUUUUAUUUCACUAAAAAUGCAGUUGGGAAGGACAGCCAGGCAGCCCUCCUGAUCUCCAGCACACCACAUCCUACAGUACUCUUCAGGGUAACUGUUCUGUCUCCUUCUGACUCAACUGUAGCACUGGACCUGGAGGAGAGAUAAACGUCCCCUUUACUUCUCAUUGCUGCUUUCAGUCCCUUCUUCAUGAACACAUACUGCCUUGAAUCUCAUAUUAUCAGAUUAGCCCACACUAUAACUUUUUAACAGGCACUUCUUUUCAGGUCUUUUUUUGAGUAAAUUAAAAAAAAUUAAGCCCAGCAACAUUGUCGCUUUCUUAAAAAUGAGUCCUGCCAUAAUUCUUUGUUAUUUAAAUAUUCACAUGGAUGAUCCUUCUAACAUGCUGGACUUUCAUUCGGUUCCUCAACGGCCUCAUUUUUAGUGAUCCUGUUCUCCAUCCAUUCUCAGCUAGCUACUGACUUUCUGGUUAUUUCCUAGGCCUUGUUAUUGUCAGUAAAUGCCAUCAUUUCCCUUUUUUAUUUUAUUUUAUUUUUUCGCUAUUUGCUCCUCAUCUCUCUAACCUCUGUAUGUUGAGAUGUGGAGCUCAACUCUAGGACCUCUUCUUUUUGCUGUCAUCACUCCCCAGGUGAUCUUCUCUAGUCUCCUGGCUUCAGUUACCUCUAAUAUGUUAACGACUACUUAAUUUACAUCUUUCAACUGAGAUCUCUUUUUCCUGAACUCUAGUUUUAUGUAUUUAACUGCAUAUUGACCCCUGCAAUUAUAUGUGAUUCCCCACUAAAGCUCUGUCUUCUACAGUUUUCUCCAUCUUAAUUAAUAGAAACUCCACAUUCCCAUUUACUUAGAAAACUCUAGAGUUAUCCUUGAGUCAUUUCGCUCUUAAUAUUUUAUAACAAAUAUGAUAAAUUCUUUUGGUUCUAUUUUUGAAAAAUAUCCACACUUUCAUUUUUUCCUACCACUCCCACUGUUGCUCCCUGUUUCUUUUUUUUUUUUUUUGUAUCAUCUGUAGUUUGUAUUAUUGCAAUAGCCUCUUAAUGAUCUCUUGAUUUUUCUUUGUUUUCCUUCAGCCUCCUUUGAACACAGCAGCAAGAGUAAUUCUGUUAAACCAUAAGUCUGUCCAUAACAUUUCUCUGUUGAAAACUUCAUAAUGGCUUCCUGACUUUCUCAAAUUUCCAAGUAAAGUCAUAGCCUCUGAAGCCCUACGUAAUCUGGCCCAUUUUUACCUCUCUGACCUUAUCCCCUGCUGCUCUCCCAUCUUUUACUCUGUUGCAGCCACAGUAGCUUCCUACCUAUUGUAGAACACAUUAGGCAUGCCCCUGCCUGCAGGCUUUUGCACUUGUGGUUUCCUGAGUUGUCUUCCCUCACAGAUCCUAUUGACUCAUCCCCUCACUUCCUAUAAAGAUUUAUUCAAGUAUCUUCUUUUAGAGAUACAUUUUAUAGCCACCCAGUUUAAAUUUUAAUGCUUCCCCUCAUUCCCUGUCCUUUCCCCGGCCUCAUUCUUGCUUUACUUUUUCUCCUUACAUGUCUUACAUAUCUUUCUCUACACAUCUGUGUCGUACUUAAUAGCUUGUUUAAUGUAUCUCUUCCCCGCUAGAAUGUAAGCUCCGUGAAAGCAGGGAUAUUUAUCUCAGUGCCUAAAACGUGACUGGCAAAUAGUAAUCAUGCCAUAAAUGUUUUUAUAUGAAUGAAUGCGUAAAUGAAAAAAUGUGUUCUACUGCUGCUGUAUAGAUAUGAAAUUUGUUACUCUAAGUUGACCUUGCUAAACUCUUUAAUUCAAUAGUUUGAAGUUCUUUUGGGAUUUUUUUUUUUUUUUGUAAAUGAUAUUAUCCAUGAACAAUGAUAAUUGUGAUUUUCCUUUAAUAUUUUAUGUAUAUUUUUAUCUUUGUGUAUUGUUAAGGACCUCUAAAAAGUGGUUAAAUGGAAGUGGUUAGAGUAAAAAUUUUUGUCAUGUUCUUGAUUUUAAAGAGAAUGCUUCUGAUGUUUCAAGUCUUUGGUAGAUAUUUUUUAAAUUUAAAAAGUUCCCUUUAUUUCCACAUUUGCUAAGUUUGUUUAUUUGUGUUUUAUCAUGAGUUAGCAUUAAAUUUUUGAUUCAUAAAUGAAUUGUAAACUUUUAUUAUGUUUAAGUGUUAAGAUUUUAUUUUAUCAUGAGUAAAUAUUGAAUUUUCUGCUUCUGAGAAGAUUUUCUCCAUUAAUAUUUUAAUAUUGUAAAUGACAAUGGAUUUUGUAAUGCAAACAUUCUCUUCCAUUAUUGGGCUAAUCCUAACUGAUUCAAGUGUUAUCUGAUUUAUAUACCACUGGAUCUAGUUCAGUGUUUUUUCUUACAAUGAUUUUAUGAAGAAAACUGGCCUUUAAUUUCCCUUUUUAGUAA
Pteropus alecto (black flying fox) is the source of this 4088-nucleotide messenger RNA. It is a transcript of the gene SPAG16, whose product is annotated as sperm associated antigen 16. Gene Ontology annotation, cellular component: axonemal central apparatus. Gene Ontology annotation, biological process: axoneme assembly. Bases 51 to 1286 code for a protein of 411 amino acids. The transcript is spliced from 11 exons. Gene Ontology annotation, molecular function: protein binding. Lineage: Eukaryota; Metazoa; Chordata; Mammalia; Chiroptera; Pteropodidae. The record is from RefSeq and is a predicted model, not a curated record.